Molecule: messenger RNA, 516 nt
Organism: Corticium candelabrum
Lineage: Eukaryota; Metazoa; Porifera; Homoscleromorpha; Homosclerophorida; Plakinidae
Exons: 1
Coding region: 118-516 (132 amino acids)
Source: RefSeq, a predicted model, not a curated record
GAUUUGCUCAUAUGCCACCAGAUUGAGCCAAGACACAGAUACAUCCACACUGAAGAUAGACCAGACAUCACAUUUUACGACGUAGACUCAGGAACAACAAAAGAGAUAGAUGUUGCUAUGGCUCAUCCCUGGAGCAAAGAUACCAUCAAGGGAGCGUCCACGACAUGUGGAUAUGCAGCAACAAAACGAGAGGCAAGGAAGGAAGUAAAGUAUCGCAAAGAAUCAUUACCAGAUGGUUCUAAGCCUUUUGUUACUCCUCUGGUGUUCGAACACUUUGGUCGUUGGGGACCCAAAGCAGAGGAAUUUUUAAAUGAGCUUGCAAAGAAGUCCAAAGACAUGCUGGGAAGGAAAAAUGAAGCAGCGUUUAGAAGCUAUUGGAGAAGAAGAUUUUCUGUGAUUAUUCAGAAAUGUAACAGUAGAGUUGUUUUAAGAAAGCUAUCUAGGCUUUCAUUGAAUUGUUUGGAUGGACAAGACAAGCUAGAGAUGGACAAAGCCAUUCAUAGUUCUAUUCAUUAA